This is a messenger RNA of Mytilus californianus (California mussel), 2038 nucleotides long. RefSeq names its product tereporin-Ca1-like. Lineage: Eukaryota; Metazoa; Mollusca; Bivalvia; Mytilida; Mytilidae. Bases 168 to 956 code for a protein of 262 amino acids. The record is from RefSeq and is a predicted model, not a curated record. The transcript has 5 exons.
UUUUAUCAGUCAUGCGCAAAAAGUAAAAACUUUUAUCCGGAAGAUAUAUUAUGUAUUUAUUUAACAAAAGUGAAGUAAAGUUUUGUCACCUUUAAAAUACAGUUACUUUAUAGGAUUUAUACUGUGAAGAUGUACUAAGAAUAGUUAUUAAGGGGUUUAGUAAUUAAAUGGCAUCAAGACGCCAAAACAGAUUCACUUUAAGAAAGGAUGAAACCUUAAACAAUGCCAGUAAUGAAGAUGUAUGUAGAGUAGUUUCUAGCAAUCAAGAGGACGACACUGAAAGCGAAGACAGAAAUGAUGAUGCAAACACAAGAAACAACACCCGAGACAAAUCAAACAUGAGUCGAGUUACUUGGAAUGGACACAUGGUAACCUCCAUGGGAAAGUCAACACGACUUGGCAGUUCUCUACAUGGAACAAACAUGUCUACAAUGAUGACAAAUAAACAGUAUCGUACUGUUGUUGGUAUUGAAAUCACAAACUGGACAAGAUAUCACCUGACUAGUCCUGAAGUAAACAUACAUUCAGGUUAUAUUUCAGUGCCGCCUGUUUCAGUUCAACCUGGACACAAAGAGAGUAUGAUAGCACACAAGCACGCCUACACAAUGACAGGGUCAAGUGGAAUUGUUUCAUGGUUAAUAAGAAACAAAGAAAGACGGGUAGUGAUCGUGUGGAGAUCGCCAUUUUUAGCCAGCAAUACCAUGGCAGUUUGUUUGACUACAGUAGGAAAAGACAAUCAUGAUAGUUCCUGGUUCAAUAUAAUUACACAACGGAAAACAGAUGCGAAUCUCAAAUAUGAAUGUUUUACUUAUGACAAUGUGAUUAAGGAAAUAAUGAUAGAAGAUGACGGUUUUCAAAUAUGUGGUUCGAUGGGAACCAGUCAUAAACCGGAAGUCAAAAUAACUGUCCGGCCAACAAACAGGUUAGACCUGUCUAUCGCCGAUGGGAUACAAUAGCCGCUAAAAAUGUUUCUAAUCAAUAAAUCAGCAGCUGUGAUUUUGAUGCGGGAGAUGUCGCUAACAAUAAUCUGCAAAAUAUCCACAACAACUAAUAUGAACUUAAGUGUUUCUCGUUUCUCGUUUUUUUAUAUAGAUUAGACCGUUAGUUUUCCUGUUUGAAUUGACUAACACUAGUCAGUUUGCGCUCUUUAUAGCUUUCUGUUCGGUGUGAGCCAAGGCUCCGUGUUGAAUGCCGUACUUUGACCUAUAAUUGUUAACUUUUUAUACAUUCUGACUUGGAUGGAGAGUUGGCUCAUUGGCACUCAUACCACAUCUUAUUUAUAUUACAUUAAUUUUCCUGCGUUUCGGCUCGUACAUGUAAUUGCGGGAACAUGUCUAUAUUAACGUGUGUUAAGCGGGUAUUGUUCAAUUAAAAUUGCUUUGUUGUCAAAUUGAUUAAAGGUAAACGGUAUACACUAAGAGAAUAUUUAAUGGUUUUAUCUCUAUUUCUUUUGAGAUCGCCUUGGCCAUUGGUACGGGAAGGAACUUUAUUAGUUGUUUGUAAAUGUUCAGUGAAGGAAAUGUAUGGAAUUUUACUACAAAUGUAAUGUAUGAAAUAGUUAUUAUAUACAAUUACUAGUAUGUUGAAUGUUGUAUAAUAAGUUCCGACGUCCAGCGUACUUGACGGGCUAGUCGGCAAACUUUAUUUUGUAUUUAAUUUGUAUAUUGUUUAUGCAAAGCGUUCAUGUUCGAAGGAUUUAGAUUUGUCCGUCGUUAACUGAGGCCAUACAUUUUGCUAUUAUACUUUUCCAGUUCUUAACUGGAUACUAAUUACAAUUCUUGUUUUUUGGCUUGAGUUAAUUUGAAAAACAAUAAAUAUGAAUAUUUCAAUACAUAUUUAUAAAUAUAAGGAGAUGUGGUAUGAUUGCCAAUGCGAUGUCUACUGUACACACCAAAGACCAAGGUACAAAGAUGAAAACAACUACAGGUCACUGUACGGCAUUCAACAAAGGACAAUAACUCAUACAUGUAUCAUAUAAUAAUCUAUAACAACAACAAAAACGAUUUAGUCGGUCUAGUACAAAGCAGUAUUGCAUUAA